Messenger RNA from Eriocheir sinensis (Chinese mitten crab), 4907 nucleotides. RefSeq names its product DNA polymerase iota-like. Gene Ontology annotation, molecular function: damaged DNA binding; DNA-directed DNA polymerase activity. The transcript has 2 exons. Gene Ontology annotation, biological process: translesion synthesis. The record is from RefSeq and is a predicted model, not a curated record. NCBI's taxonomy places the organism in Eukaryota, Metazoa, Arthropoda, Malacostraca, Decapoda, Varunidae. The coding region runs from base 149 to 2497 and encodes 782 amino acids.
AAGCCAAAGUUUGUGAGCAACAAGGAGCGCAAGCUGUUGGUGAAGGCUGCGCACUUUGAGGACCUGAAGAAGGGCAACAAACUGGAGAAAUACCUCGAGCGGAAGGAGAAGCGUCUCAAGGCCAAGGAAAUGAAGAGGAAAUAUUAAGAUGGAGGAGCCGUGCUUCAGCCUACCUGAGGAUGCCUGGGCCCUGAGUCCUGCUGACCACCACAGGACCAUUGUUCACCUGGACGUGGACUGCUUCUAUGCCCAGGUGGAAAUGGUGCGCAACCCCAGCCUACGGGAUAAACCUCUUGGGGUGAAGCAGAAGAACCUGAUGGUGACCUGCAACUAUGUGGCGAGGUCAAUGGGGGUGAAAAAGAGUAUGUGGAUCAAGGAGGCGCUGGAGGCCCUGCCAGACCUGGUGUUGGUGGACGGUUCAGACCUCACCCACUAUAGGCAGUUUUCUACUGAGAUCUCGGCUGUUGCCCAGAGCUUUACACCUGAUGUGGAAAGACUUGGUCUGGACGAGAACUUUGUGGACAUUACAGAGAUUGUGGGAGACUAUCUAGGAAAGUCAGACCUGAGUAACAUUGAAGGCCAUGUUUAUGGGGAUAAAGAGCCUGCCCCGGCACCCCCUGCUGACCCCUGUGGCUGUGGCUGUCAGAAGAGGAUGGUUGCCGGGGCACUGGUGGCAAAAAAGCUGCGGCAGCGCAUCUUUGAGACCACCGGAAUAACCUGCUGUGCUGGUGUGGCCCACAACAAGCUGCUGGCAAAACUUGUGUCUGGUUACCACAAACCCAACCAGCAAACUGUCCUGUUCCCCUGGAUGGUUCACUGCCUCAUGAGUUCCCUGCACUCAGCCAAGAGUAUUCCAGGCAUAGGAAGCUCAACCUUCAAGGUCCUGGAGGAACUAGGAAUAUCCACUCUCAAAGAUUUACAAGGUUCAUCACUAGCCUUGCUACAAAUUAGUUUUGAUGAAGAAACAAGCAAAAAGUUAAAAGAUUUAAGUUUCGGCAUUGACGAGGCUCCUGUACGAAGAAGUGGGCGGCCACAAAGCAUUGGCCUGGAGGACGCCUUCAGGAAGGUGAGCAGCAUAGCAGAGGUUCGGCUCAAGUACUCCACACUGCUGGAGCGACUGCUGAAGCUUCUGAAGGAAGACGGCCGCAUCCCAGCCUCCCUCAGGGUGUGCGUACGCAAGUUUGACCCUGCCAAGAAGUUUGGUCACAGGGAGAGCCGGCAAGCACCUGUUUCAUCCUCCUUAUUUGCAUCAGGGGUGCAGAAUGUUGGGGAAAACACAAGAGCCUUGUUGCAGGAACAGGUCAUGGGGCUCUUCCACAAGAUGGUGGACACCAGCAAGCCAUACCACCUGACGCUGCUGGCCGUGGGUUUCAACAAACUCACUGAGCGAGCAGCCGAGGAAAAGUCCAUCUCCAGAUUUUUCUUGAAACGCAAAAGAAAUGAAGCAGAGGAUGAAGGUACAACUAAAGUACUGAAUGACGAUCCUAAGCAUGCAAAGUUACUUUCAACAGAGUCGGUUUCAAGUGGUGCAAACGUCCAUGGCUCAGAGUCUUCAUCAGGAGAGGCUCACUGCUCCAUGUCUGGUGGUGGUGCUGGGGAUAGGGAAAGCCAUGAAAACAAACAAGAUAAAAAGACUUUACUUUCAGAUUACCCAAGUGUCACCACAGAAACAAAGCCUUUGGAAAUCUCUAGAGUAACUGCCAGUAAGGAAAUAUGUCAUGAUAAUUUUGUUGGUGUCAAAGCAUCCCCAAAGGAAUCAUGGGAUGCCAAGAGUGAGAGGAAGAACGUUGAUACCAGUGAUGAUGAUGAGAGUGAUGAAAGCAGCAGUUCUUGUGAAAGUUCCCCCGAUCCCAAGCAUGACCUGGCCCAGAGUCGACCUCGGGAGAACACCCACUCACCCGCCCAAUCCAACACCCUCAGAGUGCCACCACCAGGCACUGACGCAGACGUCUUUAAGGCACUGCCACCUGAGAUACAAGACGAGAUCCUCAACACCUAUAAAGGAAGACCACCAGACUCUAUACCAAAGCCUAAAAACAUACCCUUCACCCCAAAAACUACACAUAAAAAGGGAAAAUCAGUUAAUCCUACUCUGGAAAGAUACUUCAUGAAAAACUCUACCACCAUGUCUAAAGAAAGCUCAAGAGAAGAGGGCAGUAAGAAAGCAGACACUGGAAUUUUAACAGCGUACGCAACAACCAGUGGCAACAACAACAGUGAUGAUACAGUGACUCUCCCAGAAAGAAAAGGCGACAGUGAAAAUACUAGUGAAGCUUCUGUUGCCAUGUCCACUUCCAUCAUUGAGCCACCUGACGGGGUUGACGCAAGUGUGUUCCGUUCCCUGCCCGAGGAAAUCCAGCGUGAGAUUGUGGGGGAACAGAAGCGUGCAACAUUGUCAAGCCAUUCCCUGCCCCCCAAAAGUACCUCAUCAUGCAGUAGGCGGACUAGAGGGGCCUCGUCAUCACCCUCCAUCAUGAAGUACAUUAAAAAGGCCUAACUAAACAGCCUUACUAAACCAAAGCGUGUUCCAUUCCCUGCCCGAAGAAAUCCAUCAUGAGAUUGUGGAGGAACAGAAGUGUGCAACAUUAACCCCUUGCUGCGGAUUUCCUACAAGAAGACAUCAAGCUACAGUAAUGGAAGAAAAAGUGGCUGCUACAAUGCAAUGAAGAAAAAUGCAAAGUCAUGCACCUUGGGAGGGGAUAUCCAGCACACCAAUACCACAUAGGAAACACUCCACUAUCCACCACAGAGGUAGAGAAAGACCUGGGACUAUAUGUUACCAGGCUACCAGUGAAGGCCAUAUCCAUGCCAAUCGCAGCGAACGGGUUAAGUAAUUUCCUGCCCCCCAAAGGUCCCCCAUCAUGUGGUAGGAGGGGUAGAGGGGCUUCAUCAUCACCCUCCAUCAUGAAGUACAUCAAAAAGGCCUAACUUAACAGCCUUGCACUUGUUUAGGUCCACAGUCCAACCCAAUGACUUUGUUUUUCAGUGCUUCAGCCAAACAAAAACUCCACAAGAUUGUUGGGUGUUCCACAGUGUACCAGACUACUACAGGAAUUUUUUGUAUAGUGUCAUGAGUGUUAUUCCCCAUUUAUGGAGCAGAAGCCUUCCAGAACUAUGAGUACCAUCAGGCUCAUGAAACCACCCAUGGAAACACCAACAACUUCUCCAAGAGCCUUUUGAAAUAGAUGGACUAAGCCUUCGAAGAGUUUGAUGAUAUGGACCUUGCAAAGCAGCCAUUGUAUUGAGCUGUUGAAUUAGUCUGUGGAAUACUCGCAUUAGCUUGGAGGUGAAUGUAAAGUGUUAUGGAUUUCAGAGAGAGUUGUCAGGAGUUUGUAAGAUGCUUCCCAUAGCUUACAUUGUUUCAUGCUCAUCUCCACUUGUAUUAUGUGAAAGUGUUGUUGGUAUAUUAGAUGGUUAAGCAUUUGUUAUGUUUUGUAUAGUACUUAUUGUGUGUGUGUGUGUGUGUGUGUGUGUGUAAGAGGUUGCUUCAGUUUUUCAUACUUCAGUCAGUCAUGUUCUGUUAUAUUUAUAUUAAUGUUUUUAGACCCCAGACAAACCCUUUAAGAUAAUCGAGUCAGAGCUUUAUUUCCAUUCAAAACUCAAUGUGUCUACCAAAAAGGGAUUACAGUGAACUGAUCUUUUUAAUAUUAUAAAAGAAAACUGUGAAAGGCAUUUAUCUUAAAAUACUAGAAAUUAAACUACUGUAUGUAUGGGCUGGCAUGGGGGUGUGUUCAAUGUACAGAUCCAAUGAGUGUGUGAUACUGUAGUGGUAUGGUAUGGUGGUAUUACAAUCGUCAUCAUCAUCAUCAUCUAAAUGACAUUUCUUUUGAUGUUAGAUGGUCGAUGAUAUGCUUCCAACUAUUGCUGUCCAUUGCCUCAGCCUCUCCACUGGUAUUACAAUGAAUGGGUAAAACUGAACAGGAUUAUGUAUAUGAUGUUAUGGUAUGGAUAUGUAGUAAGAAAUUGUGUUUUCAAGAACGUCAGUGAUUUUUGGGAGAACAGGAGAUGGACAUGGCUGGUAAACGGUAUGGGAAUGGUGAAAGCACGAACCAUCAUUGGUGUUUGGGAGGUCAGGAGAUAGACACAACUGAUGAAGCGUGUAGAAAUGGUGGUAGCAAGAACUGUCAUUGGUUUUUGGGGGAACAGGAGAUGGACAUAACUGGUAAACUGUAUAGGAAUGGUGAAAGCACGAACCAUCAUUGGUGUUUGGGAGGUCAGGAGAUAGACACAACUGAUAAAGCGUAUAGAAAUGGUGAUAGCAAGAACUGUCAGUGAUGUUUGGGAGGACAGGAGAUGGACAUGACUGGUAAACUGUAUGGAAAUGUUGAAAGCUUGGAACAACUUGUGAUUGGACAUGGUGGAAAUAAGAGGUUUGCCAAAGAAUGAACUAUAUACACUGGAAGAAUUUUGUGAGAUGAGAGUAAUGAUGCUGGAUUGCUCUCCUAAAUUGUUGCCUAACUUAAGAGCUGUGAUGGCUGGCUGCUGGGAAUAUAGUGUUAGUGAUAUAUAAUGUUGAUAAUGGUGUUGUUUGUGAUGGCCAAGCAGGUGUGGGCAGAGACAGUGACAAUUUGAAGAACGUUUGAUUGAAGAUGUGUAGUUUUUCAUUUAUUUAUUUUUCAUAGUAAAGGAGGUAGGUCAAGGGGUAAGUAAAGAAUAGACAAAUUAAAAGCUUGCUGGUGCUCCUCCUGCAAAUAGUUGAUGAGAGUUUUUCCUAAUCUUAUUCAUUACCUUUAUUUACUUUUGCUAUUAUUAUUUUGUUUACACUUCUAAUCAAGGCUCAUCCCUACCUGUUUAAUUAAUAAGUAUGAUGUGGACAAGUCUCUCUUCAAAUAUGUCACUUGUGUAUAUGUGUGUAUGUAACGUGCACUUAUUUUUGUAUACCUAAAAAUAAAAUGAUGCCAAAUGAA